AUGAUACUCCAUAAGGUUCUCAGUGAACCAGAUGGCAAACAGUUUAAAUUUCCCAAUGCCAACUUCAUUGAUGAUGGCACUGAAAUCACGGCAAACGUGACGUAUGUAUACAAAGAGGAAGAUGUCAACCACCCUAGUGGUUUUCUACAGGAAGUCUUAAAAGUCUCAGGUCUCCUGACCACCACUGUUGCCCCAACAACAACUACCAACACCACUCCACUUCCUACCCUUUUGACUUCAGUGACAUCAACAACUAGAUUCGGCACAGCUGUGGUUUUUGUUAAACUGAUAUUCAACCUCAAAACACCAGUCCCCACUGAGGAUGAUGUCCUUGGUGCCGUCAAUAAGCAACUGUCUCUUCAAUCCAAGACCACUCAAACCACCUUCCAGAAUGCAACUUAUAUCAAACUUUCAGAUACUUCAUUUGCCAUCAACCUUGGUUUCAAAAUAACCAAUGUAACCCUGGAGUCUCUAAGUAAUAGACUCACAUUCACCAAUGAGACCUACGUCCAGAUACAGCUUUCAAUUAACACACUUCUCCGUCAACUUCUCAGUGAACCAAACGGCAACCAGUUUCAAUUUCCCAACGCCAACUUCAUUGAUGAUGGCACUGAAAUCAGGGCAAACGUGACGUAUGUAUACAAAGAGGAAGAUGUCAACUACCCUAGUGGUUUUCUACAGGAAGUCUUAAAAGUCUCAGGUCUCCUGACCACCACUGUUGCCCCAACAACAACUACCAGCACCACACCACUUCCUACCCUUUUACUGACCACUCCUUUCAAUACCACAAGUGUUGGAGGGUUUCCUGGCUGGGCUUUGGCCAUUAUCAUUCCUUGUGGCAUCGCUAUUAUUCUGGUACCCCUGUGGAUCCUGCUAUGUUGUAUGCUAUGUGGCUGCUGUGCAGCUGUAAGGAGACGCUGGCACAGGCGCAGAUCUUACAAUGUACAGUACACCACCAGAAACGGACUCUUCUGAGGUGACAACACUAACAUCAGUAGGCAAUUGUCAUCACAAGAACAGCCAAUUAUCUACCUAUAUCUGCUAAUCAGGAGGUUUCAUUGGGUACUUGCAUCUAUUUAUUUUUUAGCAUGAAAAUACAAUUCAUAAUGUGCUUAAUAAUCCACAUGUUUUGUGCAUUGUACAAUUUUUUAUAUUAUACAUCUGAUUGUUUAUCAAAGUUACAGCUGAGCUGAACAGCAUGUAUGUUUAUGUAUUUAUUAGCUAUGUAAUUUAUGUGGUUUCAAGCUGUGCUGUCCACUGACUAAAAUGGUUAUCAGUUAUUUAUUUAACGUAUAAUAAGGUAGAUUAAAAUAUUUAUUUGAGUUUUGUUAUUUCCUCUCUUGACUAACUAUUAACUAACUUAUUUUCAACUGCAAUACAGUACUUGUUUCUUCAUCACACAGUUUGACAAAUGUAAUAAAGACUUUGCAAAUCAG
Molecule: messenger RNA, 1436 nt
Organism: Oncorhynchus gorbuscha (pink salmon)
Lineage: Eukaryota; Metazoa; Chordata; Actinopteri; Salmoniformes; Salmonidae
Exons: 10
Coding region: 1-975 (324 amino acids)
Source: RefSeq, a predicted model, not a curated record